AUGUCUCUAGAAUAUUUAAAAUUUUCGCAACGCAUCAUGCAAAAUUGUGAUUUUGAACAAGUUUCUAACGAUUCUAAUGAGGUUCAAGAGGAUACGGAUGACUUGACGACUGAAGAUUCAAGCGACUUAGCUAAUUGUAUUAAUGGAUUGUACCGAUUGUUGGAUUUAUGUAAUGAUAUUGAAUCAAGCGGAAUUGUGGACAAGAUAAUUAUUUCCAAGGAAUAUUUAGGGAAGCUAUGCAAUGAUAUGGUCCAAUCAAGUUUCAAAUCUAUUUCUGAAAUUAAUUACUCGGAAUUAAAUUCAAUCUCAUUUCGUCUUAUUGGAUGUUAUGGAAAUCGCAUUUUGAUCGCAAAACUCUUGUUGAAUAAAAAUAUAAUUGAUCAACAAUUGUAUAAAUUGCUCACAACUUCCAACUUGCUACUUCCAGGAAUUUACUUUUUAAAAGUGAAUUCUAAUUUUGGUUUAAUUAUUCAUUGGCCUGAAAUUGGAUGCUAUGAAAAUUAUUUAAUUACUCCUUUCCAGAUUAAAAGGAAUAUGGUUAAUUUACAUAGAUAUUUAACAAAACUCACCGAUCAUCAGAUCUGUUUAAUGAGCGAUGAAGAUUUGAAAGGCUUAAACUUAGGCAAAAUUGAUGAUACAGAUGAUUCAGAUGAUUCAGAUGAUUUAGAUUACGAGUUUACAGUAAAAAGAAGUCAAGAAGAAAAGGAAGAUUUUAAUAUUGAUAACGGCUUUAAGGUGAAUUUGCCAAAUAACAUUAAGACCGAAAUUAAUAAUCAAAAUGAAGGUGACAUCCCGUUAUAUCCAAUAGUUGUUGAAUCUACUACAAAUCAAUCAUUCGUCACUCGACAAUUGAUAAAGGGAAUUAGGCAUUCAAAGAUUGUCCUUGCGCGAGUUUCUGUAGAAAAAUUUCCAAAUCAUCUUAAAACAAAACUGCAAGGUCGAUAUUUACGUAUUGAUCGUAAUAAGAUGGAUAUAUAUGCACUAGAAUUGUUUAUUAAACACGGAUUAGGAAUGGAAGAAUCUUUAACUCCACUGUAUGACGCAAUUUCUACCGUUAAAGAUAUCGAAAUCAUUCAAAAAAUGGCAAUAAUAAAACUACAUGAUUUUGAAAGUAUUUUUGAUAAAUAUAUUAUUCGGGAUAAUUGUCUAUCACGAACAAACAUUAGCGAUACGGACCUCGAAAGAAUUCGAACGAGGUAUCCUGGAAUAGAAUAUCAAAUUAAAAAAAUGAUUAAAAUUGACUCAGAAAAUUGGGAAAAAAUGAAAACAAAAUAUAAUUUAUCAUGCAUCGUUAUUAAUAAAAUAUUGAAAACAAAUGAAUCAGAAGAUGAUGAUGAUACAGAUGAAACAGAUGAAACGAAAAAAUUCGCAAUAGAAACCUUUUAUAAUAUGUUCACUGAUAUUGAAUCUGACUUAAACAAAUUGCUUGAAAAAUAUACACAAAAUAAUUGGAGUAUUUUUAAUGUUUUUAAAACUUCGAAUAUUUAUAAGGCAGAACAAAUGACCAGUAAAAUGUCAGAUGAAGAAUUUAUUGAUGAACUCAUGGAAUAUGAAUUAUUUGAAGGAUAUGAAGAAAUUAGAGAAAAUAUUAUAAAUAUUUUUAUUGAGGAGUAUCAUAAAUGGAAAAACAAUCAAGUAAAUAAAUUAAAGCGAGAAUACGAAGAAGAAAAGAAAAUAAUUGAGAAAAAUAUGUUUGGACAAAUAUGUAAUGAAAUAGAAACUAAAUAUAAAGAUGGCGGUUCCAUGCGAUUAUAUCUAUUAAAUGUAAAAAAAAAUGAAGAAUCUUUCACGAUUGAAUAUGAUAUCGAAGAGCUUCAACCAGAUCAACUGCAAUUAACGAUUUAUGAAACAUCAUUAAAAGUAGAUACCCCAUCUCCAAUUUUACUUAAUCAAUACGGUACAUCAUUUCGCAUUCCUCAAGUCUAUGACUUUAAAAAAAUAUCUCAAUUUGAUAAUUGUAAAUUUCUUCUUAUGCUUUACAAUAAAGAUAACAAAAGAAUUGAAAUAUUCUUUAAUACUGCAAGACAAUUAGCACAAAAUUUUAAAUCGCAUUCGACUAUUAAACCAUUUAAACUAUUGAAUACAGAUGAAAAUUUUAUUAUUGCAGUUAAUGAACCAAAAGGGCUUCUCGCAAUAUAUAAUACGAAAGAAGUUAAGCUUGACGUAUUUUCUUUUGGCGAUAAUCGAUCAAGGUUAAAUCGAUGUUAUGCAAAUAUUCAAUUAUUGCAAUGGUAUAGUAAUAUACCGAGCAUUAAAUAUUUUCUGUUCAUCAAAGACACUGAGAAACUUUGCUUUGUCGAGAAUUGUGGUCGAGCACGUAUUUUUAAUAUCAUGUAUCCUCAAUUCCGAGUAGAUUGUAAGUUUCCGUCUAAUCUAGUGAAUGUUUUAAGUUCCCCAGAUGGUUCUUAUAUUGUGGCAUUUACGAAAGAAAUAUUGAAAGAUAAAUCUGAAGAAUUUGAUUCAAUUAUUUCUACUGAUGAUAAAAAACAACGUGACUAUAAUAAUGGUAUUAAGGAGAUAAAUCGUGUUUACGUUUAUUUUUCCGGAGAAUAUGGAGGUCCUGUUAAUAAAGUUAUUGAUUUACCAUUAAAUUUUAAAUUCUUGGAGUUUCUUCAAAUUUCCUGUAUCGAUAACCAACAAACUCAUUUGAUCUCACUCGAUUUAAAUAAUGGAUGUUUUAAUUCUUUAUUAUUGGUCCAUAAGAAGAUGAUAUAUCGUUUCCAACAUUACAAGCGAAAUCGUUCACUUGCGCUUCAGAGAACAAAAUCAAAUGAUCUUAUCAAUCCUUAUAAAUUAAUGUUUGAAAAAUAUCCAAUUGAUAGCUGUAUCGAUCCUGAACAAAGUCGCCCUCUUAGUUUAAAAGUAGUUCUUGAUAUUGAUGAAAGCGGCAACAUUGAAAAAUAUGGCGAGAAAUUUGAAAAAUAUACUACUAAAAUAUUUGACAAUUUAAAGCGUUUGACAAAGAAGCCUGCAAAUAUAUUAAAGAAAUUUUCUACAUCAGUUAUGACUUUUCAAGAACUUGAUAUUGAAAAUGUGGAAUUUCAAAAGAAAUUUUCAUCAGAAUAUCAGUUAGGAGAAUGGAUUAUUCAACUUUGUUGUCUAAUUCCUAUACAAAUUGCUGUAGCAAGAAACAACUUAUUUCAGCCACUCAAGGAUGGAUUAUCUUCGGAUGAAAACCAUCUAAUUGAACUUGGAGAUGAUCGUCGUCAUGUAGAAAUUAUAUCAAAAAACAUAUCUUUUGGAUGGUAUGAGGGAAUCUUCAAGCAUUUUAGUAAUAAAAAAGUAAAAAUUAUUUCAAGCAUGGGUGAACAAUCAUGUGGAAAAUCAUUUAUGUUAAACCAUCUUGUUGGAACUACAUUUGAUGUGCCAGCAACAGUAUGUAAGCGUUGUACUGAAGGAGUAUGGAUGUCAUUAGUUAAUACAAAAGAAUGUAUUUAUGUCGCGCUCGAUUUUGAAGGAUUAAGAUCUUUUGAAGGAACUUCACAAGAAGGCAUAGAUGCAAAAAUGUUUCAAAACUUACAAGCUGGCGUAAAGUUAUUUGAGUCGGAUCCAAAGGUAAGACUCUGUAUUAUCAUUAAAGACGUGCCUAAAGCAGAUAAGGAUGGUAUUAUUAACGAGCUUCAAUUAAAAUUGGAGAAAUUAAUUGCAGAGGAAGGAAUAGAUAAUUUUAUUACAAAAAUGUAUGGAGAUGAAUUAAAUAUUAUGGCUUUGCCUGAUUUUCAUGACGUAGCAUGGUUUGAAAGGCUAUCAAAAAUUAAAAUGCUGCUAGAUAGAAAAGAAACAAAAUAUGACAAUGCCAAAACUUUCUUGCAAAAUACGAAAGUAAUCAUGGCUAAAUUGAAGAUAUGUGAUUGGAGUUCAUUAAACGAAAACCUCAUACAUAUACGUGUUGCAACUUUAAAAAGAUUACUUCCAAUUGCUGUAUCUUAUGGUAUAGAGCAAAAAGAUCCCGUUAUUAUACCUCUUGUGAAUCAUGAUUCUGAAGAACCAAUUUAUGGCCCAAUUGAUUUUUUGAAUGAUGGAAACCCAAUUAAAUUGUUUCCAGAUAUCAAUGAUGAUGUUGAUGAAUUUUUCAUCCAACUUUCCGAGUAUUUAAGAACCCAUUUCGAGACAACUAAACAAUCACGAAAAGAAUCAUCUGAUGAUAAUGAAUGGUUUUCUAACUUUGAUAGAUUCUUAAAGGAUAUUAUUAAACGUCGAACUUCACGUGUUAAAAAUUGGUAUUUGCAAAAUACUGCCAAAUUUCCACAAGAUAAUAGUGACAUAACUGAUGGAAGAUAUGCAUUGAAUCAAAAAAUAGAUGAACUUACACGUCUAUGGACUUUGUGUGGAUUAACAUGUUAUCAAUGUGGUUUGAAAUGCGUGAAAAAUCAUGAUCACAAAGAAAAUCAUGACUGUUUAACCGAUCAUAAGUGCCAUUUUCCUUGUCACUUUAGUGAAGCCCACAACGACAAUCCAACCCCAGAAUGUAAACACAAGGCUGGACAUAAAGGAAAACAUGCUUGUGCCAAAAUGAUUCAUUUAUGUGGUAAAACAUGUUUCCUUAUUGGCAAGUUUAACUGUCAAAAAUUUUGUUCUAAGAAAUUUGGACAUGAUGAUGGCGAACAUUUAUGUCAAUCAAAACGUAAUCAUUAUUGUGGAAAAGAUUGUUCAUUAUCAAUACACAACACAAAAGGAGAUUAUCGUUGCCCAAAUAAAUGUACUAUAUCAUAUAAAGAACAUCAUUAUUUUCAUCGUUGUGAAAAUACAACUUGUCCAAUUCAAUGUCCAAUUCCAGAUUGCAAGGAAAGAUGUCAAAGUGAUGAUCACUUUCAUGCUUUUUCUGACUCACAGCAAGUUAAUCAUUUUUGUGGGAAAGAGCAUCAAUGUCGUGAAUUAUGCGAAGAAGAUGGUAUAUGUAAUGUGGUGACUGAACCUAAAAAGCAAGAAGAAACUUAUAAGGGUAGAGUCGAAGGAACUGUUAUUACAUAUACAAAGUAUAUUCAAUUAAGUGAGAAAUUAAAAUGUAAUAAAAUGAUUCCUCCGAAUGAAUUUGAGCAUGCUGGAAAACAUACGCAUAAUGAAGAUCACUAUUGUGAUAAAAAAUGUCAGUUCUGCGAAUAUUAUUGUACAUUACCUUAUGGACAUCCGCAUUUUCAUGACACAAGACAUGGUAUAAAUAUGACACAAACUGAAUUCACAGGAGAUGAAUUUGUAUAUGCAGGAGUUAGUGAUCAAAAAACGUUUGUUCUUUGCAAUUUAUUUUGUAAAGAUUUAGGCAGACAUCGCCAUAUUGAUUAUUGCCAAAAUGAUGAAAAUUGCGAACUGAGCCGGGAUAUGCAACACAUCAAUGUGAAAGUUUCGCCUAAUCCUGAUAAGCCAAAAGAUUUUAUUUCUCACAAACUUUUCUGGGAGCGAACAGGCUUCAAAGACCCUCAUACUUGUCAAGAACAACAAGAAUUUACAAAAUGUGAUCAUCAAUGUCCCGAUAAAAAACAUAAAUCUAAAUCAUCAUUUUGUGAAUUACAACUUUUCCAUGCCCCAAUAUCAAAACCUCCAAAUGAUUAUGGAUAUGUAUCUUCAGAUGGGCAUUAUUUUAAUUGUGAAAAACCAAAUACUCCUUUUCACAUUAUCUUUGUUUUGGAUUAUUCAAGUUCUAUGACUAAGCAAGAUAUUAAACCGAUUCAAGACUUUCCAAUUUAUAAUGAUUUAACAAAGAAGCAUAAUAAUAGGAUUGGCGCAGUUUAUCAAGCGGUAUACUUAUUUAUGAAUGCACGUAGAAAUUCCACUAUGACUGAUAGAAUUUCAUUAGUCUUGUUCAACCAUAAGACUAUAGUCCCAUUUGAAUAUCAAGAUUUAACAAAUCUGAAAGAUUUGUUAAAUUCAAUGCUCCAAUACGAAGCUUGUGGUUUAAUAAAUUUUGAUAGUGCAAUUCAGAAAGCCGGAGUUUUGAUUGAAACUCACUUUGAUCCUACAAAAGUAAAUGUCAUUAUAUUCUUAUCUGAUAGAGAAUGCGGAACUCCAACAAAUCAACUUAAUGCUAUUUGUAAACAAAAUAAAGAAAAAGGUUCUCCGUUAUACCUGUAUACGGUAUUAUUUGGUAGUGAUCGACAUAGUAACUCUUUAAACAAAAUGGCAGAGAUUGCACAAUCUUAUCAUCCACAGAAUCCAUCAUCCAAAAAUGCUCUACGAUGUCAAUUUACUAGUACUGCUGAUGCGGGCAAAUUAGCGAAUUAUUUUAAUUACGUAGAAGACAGUUUAAGAAAUCAUGAACCAGCUUCAUUGAAGAAAGUAUAA
Molecule: messenger RNA, 6276 nt
Organism: Rhizophagus irregularis DAOM 181602=DAOM 197198
Lineage: Eukaryota; Fungi; Glomeromycota; Glomeromycetes; Glomerales; Glomeraceae
Source: RefSeq, a predicted model, not a curated record